CUGGUUGCGGCGUCGAUGAACGUGAUGACGUAGUUGAAGUCGGCUUCGGUGUCGUCUCGAGGCAUGUUUAGAAUAUCGCUGUAGACUUUUUCCAUCGGAGCGUAAGUGGGUGCGCUUGGAUUGUGAUGGGCUUGGAAAGGUAUGGUGUUGGAGUGCCAGAAGCCGUCACUGUCGAAGUCGGGGUCAAGAUCCGGCGGGUGAGUCCAGGCGGCGAACGAUACGAUGCCAUCGCUGUCGGCAGUUCCGCGGUCGGGGACGAAGUCCAACACGAAGACACCGGACUUCAGGAGGGCACGACCGAUGAAGAGGCCGCCCUUCCCGUGAUGUUGAAGAGCGCCUUGGGGAACUUGCUUGAGUGGAAGCAACUUGUGGGUCUGCUGCUCGGUAAACGCGAGGGCGGUUGCAGUUGACUUUGGAGUGUCCGGAAGUCUGGCAGUUGUGGCAGAACGGCGGCACGAUGCGUGAAGCUCGGCGCAGAGGUGCAUCUCCGAGAUCCUUCCGUGGGCGCGAAGAAGCGAUCGUGUGGUUCUCCAUUCUGGUCCGAGCCCGGCGAGGACAAGUGUGACGAAGCUUUCUUCAGUGAUCGUUCCUCCGCACCGAAGCAGGCGGUCGCGCAGGGUCUGGCAGCGACUCAUAUACUGCAUCGCCUUUUCCCCGGUCUUCAUCUGUAUUGUUGUCAGCUGUUGCAUGAGUCUGCUUUGUGUCACGCUGUCGUUUGCUUGGUAGAGGCAUUUGAGAUGAUGCCAUGCGAGUUCCGCGGAGUUUCCAUAACUCCGAUACGUUCUGAUGCUCUGCUGCUCUUGUGGUGACAGGUUCCGCAGGAGGACUGUAUACGCCAGUAGCGACUGAUACGUGAAGAUCUCUUACCAGAGUUGCCGUGUUGAGUUUCUUGGCCGCUGGGUGAGCCCGUAGAGGCUUUCUUGCCCUUGCUGUCCAUGUCUUGUAAUCAAUGAAGUCGUUGAAUUGAGUUGAGUUGCAGUUUGUUGAUGGAGCGUAGUUGCUGGGAGUUUGAUCUCUGACCAGCUCUCAUACCAUGUUGGGCUGAGAAAAAGCCCUUAGGAUCUUUUGCAGAGACUAAGUCCCAGCUUGUAGAGACUUGAGACUUGGAGUAGUGCAGCGGAAGUUGAGGCAGUUGAAC
Messenger RNA from Closterium sp. NIES-67, 1138 nucleotides. The record is from the annotation of a GenBank genome assembly. Lineage: Eukaryota; Viridiplantae; Streptophyta; Zygnematophyceae; Desmidiales; Closteriaceae.